CAGUGGUGUGCCUUCAUACCGAUGAGAGCUCCCCAGCUUGCUCCUCGCCUUGCACGAGCGCGAUGCUUUCCCGAGUCGUUUAAUUCGUUUUAUUUAUUCAUUUCUUUUUAAACGGGGACGACAAUGUCCCAAAAGAGGGAAGUGAACUCUUGCCCGGACGGGUACAGGGUCCUCAGUACUAGUGAACUACGGGAGCUUCUCCAAGAUGAAGCCAAAAUGGAUAAGAUCGUGCGCCUUAGUGAAAAGUUUCAGGAGCUGCAGGUGGAGAGGGAAACCCUGCUGGUGACUAAUCGAGGUCUCGCAGAAGAAAGCCUUACACAUCGGCCCCGGCUCCAGAAUGGUAAACUUCAGUUGGCUGCUAAGUAUGAGGAACUUGCAAAGCUGACCGCUUCCUACAGGGAAAAGCAAAGCCGACUUGAGACCCACAUGCCGAAACACGGUCCACAGAUGGCUCAGAAUCUCCUGCAAGAGGAAGUGGCACAUGCUGAAGAGCAAUCUGAGGAACUUCUGAAGAGAUUCAUGGAGGGGCACGUCCCACUGGAGGGCUUCCUGGACUCCUUUCAAAGCUUCAGAAAGACGUAUCACGUCCGCCGUGCACAGGUUGAGAAGAUCCAGGAACUCAACCGACCUGAGAGGAAGCAAACCAAGAGAUCAGAGGAAGAGGAGGAGGAGGAGGAGGAGCAGGAAGAGAAGAAGAAAAAGGAUGAGGGGAAAAAGGAGCUCCGGCCCAAUGGCAUUACCUCACACGGGUCAGCUCGUGUCUUCCAGGUGCGUUACGGCCUUACACCGGCCAUCCUGGUGCCCCUGUCUACAUCCCCAGCUCCAGCUACUAGCUUGUCUCCUCUGGACUCGUGCACAGGACAGCGGCAGGCUUUAGGGCAUGGUGUCCCUCAUUCAUGUCCUGGGCAACCUGUUGGCCUCAGAGUGAUAGGACAGUUACCAGGCUGGCCGAUCAGACCGGUGCGGUUACAGCAGCUCUAUAGGCCCAGUCCACAUCAGCAUGAACCUCCAUAUCGAUAACGUCCAAACACUGUGCAUCAGUAAUGUCUGACUUGAUCUGCUCAGAGACCUUUGGCUUAAUGUAAAAAAAAUCUUCAUCGGUCGGCGCAAAGGUCGUUUUCAUCCGCCUAAACGGGAGAUGAUUGGAAAGCCAUAAAAUGUCUUGUCUAUGUCGUGAACAAGCCAGUGGAUUACACAACUCCAGGGUGUCUCUGUCAUUGUUGCCAGUUUGUGUCAUUUUGUUUUCUUCCUGUCCCUUUUGUCGGGAUAUGGCUGCUGCUUUUGUGAGGUAAUAAGAGUCGUUAAGACACUGAUUUCUGACUGGAAGGACUUGUUUGAUGCCAAUGAUGUUCUGAGAAAUGCCAGGCUAUGAUUAUGCCUUGUUAUGGUGAUGAUGAUCAAUAAAGUCUAUUAUAAUGUU
Molecule: messenger RNA, 1420 nt
Organism: Neoarius graeffei (lesser salmon catfish)
Lineage: Eukaryota; Metazoa; Chordata; Actinopteri; Siluriformes; Ariidae
Gene: vps37d
Product: VPS37D subunit of ESCRT-I
Exons: 4
Coding region: 124-1020 (298 amino acids)
Biological process (GO): protein targeting to vacuole; protein targeting to membrane; ubiquitin-dependent protein catabolic process via the multivesicular body sorting pathway
Cellular component (GO): ESCRT I complex
Source: RefSeq, a predicted model, not a curated record